This is a messenger RNA of Pocillopora meandrina, 10791 nucleotides long. The record is from the annotation of a GenBank genome assembly. NCBI's taxonomy places the organism in Eukaryota, Metazoa, Cnidaria, Anthozoa, Scleractinia, Pocilloporidae.
AUGCAACAAGUUCAGAGCAUUCCCUCCAUUGUAAAACUCAAUGUUGGCGGUCAUUUCUUCACAACAAGUCUUCAAACGCUGACCAAAUCCAAGAUCAAGGCUCAAGGUUGACCGCCAUUUUGUUGUCAAAGUCUGCGAUAAAACCUUGCGAAGACGGCGCCUUCUUCAUCGACCGAGAUGGAACUCACUUCCGGUUUAAACUUCGCACUGGGAAAUUCCAGGUGACUCUAUCGUAUCUCCGUACUGGACAAUUGAUGGAACCAAAUAAUAUAUUUCUUAAUCAAGUAAUCAAGAGGUGGCAGUAGAAGCUAGGUCUAAUAAAAUUACCAAAAUGGUAGAGAUGGUUAACAAGCAGUUGCUUCCUUUUAGAAUGCAAACCGUCCGUGAAUUUCGAGUCUAUCCUAGAUCAGUUAAGAUCCGUGGAUCAUCGUCGCUUGUAACGGUAUGAAUACACUUCCGUUAUCAGCCAAAUAACUGUAAUUGAACUAAGUGGCGUGCAUGAUUUUUAGUACCAUAUGAGAUGAAUAAGCGCGAGUAAAUUUUGGAAAGGCUGACCAAAUUGCAAGAGCCCGUUGGGUGAGUGCAAUUUGUAAUCUUUUAAACAUUUACGAGGGCUAAUUUAUUCCAAAUCGCACAGAUAACUUAUGAGUUUACUUAACAAUGAUAAAAAUGCAAAAAAUUGAUUGGGUUUUCCUGUUUAGACGUGUUUACUUUGUGUCAUGGCUCACUGGUGCGGCCGCUUGCGUUUGUCUUGUCGUCAGACUUAUUCCUUGAAAAACUUGCUCAAAGUCUGUUUUCAUCAUCUGAGGCUAAAUUUUAAUUGACCUGAGAACUGCAGCCGGGAGACUCGCUUUACCCUAUAAAAUGCAGGAUGGCGUUAAGCAGGAAUCAUGGAGUACCAAAUGAGGAAAACGUAAAUCACAUAAUAAAACUUAAUAUUGGCGGUCAUUACUUCACAACAAGUCGUCAAACACUAACAAAGGAUCCGGAGUCCGAGUUGGCCGCCAUCUUUUCAAACAGGUCUAAGUUUAUAGAAUGCGAAGACGGCGCUUUCUUUAUUGACCGAGAUGGAACUCACUUCCGGUUUAUACUUAAUUAUCUUCGCACUGGGAAAUUAACUUUUCCUGAGGGAGAGAAAGCCUUCAAAGAACUACAGGAGGAGGCUGAAUAUUAUCGGAUAAAAGGAAUGCUUGAUGAAUUAGAGUUUGACUCCGAAAUUAUAACAAACGACAAUCACCGAAGCUUGUUGUUAAGGUGGCUGCCCCCUCAAGAUACACAGGAGAGGCGAAGGCGCCUUCGUCUGCUGUUCCGCGCUUCACAAGAUGGCUUUAUGGCGAAAACAUUUCACUCCAAGUGCGACAAUAAAGGGCCCACGGUCACUAUUGUUCAGAGUGGAAAAUACAUUUUUGGUGGAUUCACUGAAGAGUCGUGGGACAGUAAGUACUCGAGUGUUAUAAGAAUUGUGCAAACAGAGUUUAGUUAUGAAGACGAACGAAACUAGUAGAGCAGUCCAAAUUUUCAAUAUGCUCAUUGCCAAAACAUUUUCUCAGAAAAAAAACAGACUACGCUUAAAGAGCUACAAUCAUAAGAUAACAAUUGGAAAAUACGUCAAUAAACCAUCGCAGGUGUCUUGAUAGGGUCACAACCGAGGGCUUUUCGCAGAAAAGUCUUAAUAGUAUUACGAAACACACCGAUGAUAUUUGAUAAAAUAAGGAUAAAUGUUAUGGAAAACAACACUUUCAUAAAUAAGCAUGCCAUUUCUACUGCUCAUAAUAAAACUUAUCUGGUUUCUUCUUUUCACUUUCCAUAAUCUCCAUACAGUCACGCACCGAAAAAAAGUAAAACUACAUUUUAGCUCUCGAGUUAAGGAUUGAAUUUUGUUUACUUGCAACUCGGGAUGACAGGUACCCAGUACUUGAAUUCAUUUUAUUUUUCUGGGAAUUACGCAUUCUUUGCAUACAUUUUAAGGGUGGGUAGAAAAACCAGAUUCUCGCAAAACUUCGCCCAACAAUCCAUUAUAAGGAGCAGAAGGAGAGCUUUCUAAAGAUUUUCCGCAUUACUCUCGUGACGGCUGCCGACGCGGUUUGGCGGUUGCCUUUUGAAUCUAUUAAUUAGAUGGGGUCGCACAUUCGGUGGAUGUAAAUUUGUCAGCCUCUCACGUAAAAAGAAAGACACGGCUGACGUCUGCUGCUUUUAAUUGUCUGGUUAUCUGUUCUUAUUUAAAGAAAACGACGAAAUAAAACUAUAUGCCAAACGAGCCGCACGGAUUAUCUAUAAAGUCGUCUCACCAAAGCAAAGAGCAGAUCACCGGGCUAAUUUAGUUUAAUUAUCGUAGACAGUGUUAUCAAACGCGCUGUGUUUAAUAGAGAGGUAACAUUUCUUCAACAGGCCACGGAGAUUACACGAGAUGUACAGAAGCAUUCUUGUUCAGCAUGGUCAACCCAAGUGGCAUAGAACCGACUAAAAUGCCAGUUAAGCAAGAAAGUGAGUACGCCAUUUACUGCAAAAGUGACUAUGGACCAACGUUCGGGUUGGGAAAGGAUGGGUACGACCUGCACAUCUCCGACAAGGCAAACAAAUUUACUUCAAGUUCAGUUUCUCUCGGUGAAACUUACAAUAACCCAACUUAUAAUGACUUCUUUACGGGAAAAACUCAUUUUCACGUGACCAAUUACGAAGUGUUUGAAAUUGUGAACUGAUUAAUAUUCUGUUCAACGGACAUUUAAUGUGUUUUUGGGCGACUAAAAUAAAAUCGGGCACCUUCAAGUAACUGAUUAUCAAACGACAUCGGUAAAGGAGAAAAUUCUUGAUUUAAAAAAAAAAAGGAAAUAGAAAGAAAAAGAUUGUUUCACAACUUAAUAGAAGUUGCAAGGUCUUUCGGACCUUGCUCCCCUUUUUCCAUGAUUUUAAGAUUUUGAAUUAAAUUUUAGAUUCUGAAAAAUAAAGAGCUACAAAAACGCUGACAUUUUUACUCGGUAUUGAUGCAGUGCACAGAAGUGAUUAUAGAGACGAGUCCUCUAUAAAAUUUCUCUAGAAUUGUAAUUUGUUCUUCAGCCGGUAAAUAAUUUGAUGCCAUACACGUACUUGUUACUCUGUUAAACGAGUGUCUCAAAAACUGAGUUCUAAGACCUCAAAAAUUAACUAAGACCUCCAAAACUAAGACCGAGAAAAGUUGGCGUAUUGAUGAACUAGCAGGUACUUGAGGUCAGUUUUUUUACAAUGCAUAACUACAAAAAUAUAAAUAUUCCUUUUAGUUUUUUGACGGUCAUAAAAUGCCACGUCCGUCUAUGCUAGUUAGCCUAAGCUGUCACUUCCGCCAUUUUAGCGAGUUAUCCAUUUCUAGGUUUACUACUCCUAAGAAAAGGUCCUUCUCCUAGAAGUAGUAAACCUAGAAAUGGUAACUCGCUAAAAUGGCCUCGUUGCAACAAAGUAAGCGGUCAGACCACAAGCAAUGCUUUGUGAAAGUAAGGUGAGGUAUUUAUUGAGAAUUAUAAAUAAAAUGUAUAUUCCCAUACAAACUCUUAUAUUUUCGCCAUGACACUUAUUUCGCAAGAUGACCAUCUCACAGCUGGAGCUUGGGCUGUCUGUAAUCUGAAAUGACACAUGGAGACAACUAUAUUUUUGCAGUUUUUGACUUGAUAUUUUAUUAUUGCUGCUGAGAAUUAGCAAAUGAUGCCUCCCAGUGGGCAACAGAACAAGAACAGUCAUAUCUCUUAAACAUUAGAUUAAAAAUUCACAAAAUUUUUAGACAAUGAUCUUCACAUGCACCUGCAUGCAAUGAAGUACCGAAACACCUCUCAGUCAUGUAGAAUGGAAAAUAUUAAAGAAAACACAACAACUUUCAGGAAUUGAUAAGAUGAGCAAUCUCAUUUUGGUCAUUUAACAACAAAAGAUGCACCUAAGUACAUGUUUCUAGUUCAUUGAAUGCAAAAAUAUACAGAGAUCUCUCACUCCAAAAAUGAGAAGAAUUGAAUGAAACCCUGGAAAGUUAUUUUUGUUAGCGUGUCGGUAGUUUCACAAAAUUCAAAAUUGAGAGAAAACUAGUUUAAAGUUUCUAAACUGAUUUUUUCAAGACUUAAACACAGUUUCCAUGAAUCGAACUGUUCAAAACUGACCAGGGCCAUAGCUGACACCUUCAGUUUGCUUAUUAUGAUCAUCUUUUCGUUUCUUAAGGCCCCUAAUCACUUUGUAUCGCCUCUUGGUAGUAGCUUUGCUUUUAUGUUGUGCAAUAUUAACUCUAAGCUGGUCUUGGAGUCUGAAACCCAUCCUUGGUAUAUUUGCCAGGAGGAAUACCAAGGGCUUGGAAAAGCUUAAUUAAACUAAUUGAACCAAUAUUAAGAUAAGAAACAGCACCAUAAAGUCCUAAUUCCAAUGUCUCUCUUCCAACAUAAAUUUCUUUUGGAAUCCUUUGCCAUGUAAGCAUCUUGCCAUGUAAGCACUUCUGCAGCAAGUUGUUCUCACUAAGUCGAAUAUAUUCAGGCUUUAACAUGGCAAUAACAGGUAAAGAAAGGCCAGGUCCAUGCUUAAAGAGAUUUGUAUGGUUGGCUUUGUCCUUUUGAUACUUGCACCAACUUGCACUACUUAUUGGGCAGUGGUCAUGAAGUGGGCAUGCCUCAGGUACCACCUUAAACUGUUUUAACACACCUUUUUAGAUAACAAUCGUGCAACCGUAUGGAGCCGCCAUGUUGUUUUGCAAGUUGACACUUUUAAAGCGCGCCAAGUUCGCGCCCAGAUUUCGCGCAGUCAAAAAACCCUAUGGAACCUCCUUAAAGUCUUUUUUUCUUCCGUCUCCAUCUGAGGCUAAAUUGUUUUUGGCGUAAUAACUGUAGCUGGGAGACUCGCCUUACACCAAGAUGGCGUUAAGCAGGCAACAAGAAGCACCGAACGAGGAAGACAUAAAUCCAAUUUCUCCGACCAUAAAACUUAAUAUUGGCGGUCAUUACUUUACAACAACUCUUCAAACACUGACCAAAGAUCCAAACUCAAUGCUGGCCGCCAUGUUCUCAGGGAAAUUUGACAUGAAACCUGCUGAAGACGGCGCUUUCUUUAUCGACCGAGAUGGAACUCACUUUCGGUUUAUACUCAAUUAUCUCCGGACUGGGAAAUUAACUUUUCCUGAGGGAGAGAAAGCCUUCAAAGAACUACAGGAGGAGGCUGAGUAUUAUCAGAUAAAAGGAAUACUUGAUGAAUUAGAGUUUAACUCCGAAAUUAUAACAAACGACAACCACCGAAGCUUGUUGUUAAGGUGGCUACCCCCUCAAGAUACACAGGAGAGGCGAAGGCGCCUUCGUCUGCUGUUCCGCGCUUCUCAAGAUGGCUUUAUGGCGAAAACAUUUCACUCCAAGUGCGACAAUAAAGGGCCCACGGUCACUAUUGUUCAGAGUGGAAAAUAUAUUUUUGGUGGAUUCACUGAAGAGUCGUGGGGCACUAAGUACUCGAGUGUCAUAAGAUUUAUGCAAACAGAGUUUAGUUAUGAAGGCAAAAGAAACUAGUAGAGCAGUCCAAAUUUUCAAUAUGCUUAUUGCCAAAACAUUUUCUCAGAAAAAAAAACAGACUACGCUUAAAGAGCUACAAUAAUAACAUAACAAUUGGGAAAUACGUCAAUAAACCAUCGCAAGUGUCAUGAUAGGGUCACAACCGAGGGCUUUUCGCAGAAAAGUCUUCUAAGUAUUACGAAACAAACUGCUGAUAUUUGAUAAAAUAAGGAUUAAUGUCUAUGGAGAACAACACUCUCAUGGUAUCCGCGGGUUUCGCCCAUAACGAGUUUCGCCCAAGAAGCGUUUCGCCCAUAACGAGAAUGGUUUCGCCCAGGCAUAAAUUCGAUUCGUGCGGCGCGCGGAUCUUAACUUCCGUGUACAAAAGAUUUGCAACGAUGAUAUGUUCCACGCGCAAGUGUUUUCAAAAGCGUUUAAUUUAAUUCUCGAGAAGAAAAGUGAUGCAAAAAAAUCAUAGCAAUGCUUUUACGACAAACGGACGUCUCUGCAGUAUUUCGUGCGCGAAUUACCUUAACAAUCCCCGCUCCACAGUGAAAGCUAUAAUUGACUUGUUCGUUUCAACAGUAACUUGUUCGUUUCAAAAUUUCAUGAUCUCAGGUCAAGUCACUUUUCUUCAUUCUAUGCAUACAAACGUUUAUAAGGUUGACGUUUUCCGAGUGAGAGUGUAGAAGUUUUACUUAUGGGCGAAACCAUUCUCGUUCUGGGCGAAACCAUUCUCGUUCUGGGCGAAACGAUAUGUGCGAAACUCGUUAUGGGCGAAACCCGCUAUAACCACUCUCAUAAUGCAAUUUUUACUGCUCAAAACAAAACUUAUUUAUUUCCUUCUUUUUACUAUCCGCUGGCAUAAUCUCCAUACAGUCACGCACCGAAAAAAAAUAAAACUACAUUUUAGCUAUUUUCUUAAGAAAUUAAAUUUGUUUACUUUUAACUCAGGAUGACAGGUACUACUCGCAUUCAUUUUCUUUUUCUAGGAAUUACGCAUUCUUUGCAUACAUUUUUAGGGUAGAUAGUAAAAACCUGAUUCUCGCGAAAUUUCGCCCAACAAUCUAUUAUGAGUAUCAGGAUUUUCUACAUUACUCUCGUGACGGCUGCUAACGCGGCUCGGCGGCUGCGUUUGCGGUUGCGUUUUGUAUCUAUAAAUUAGAUGGAGUCGUACACUCGGUGGAUGUGAAUUUGCCAACCUCUCUCGUAAUAGGAAAGGCACGGCUGAUAUUUAUUGCUUUUAUUUGUCUGGUUAUCUGUUCUUAUUUAAAGAAAACAACGAAAUAAAAUUAUUCGUCAAACGAGCCACACGGAUAAUCCGUUAAGUCGUCUCACCCAAGCAAGAGCAGAUCACCGAGCUAAUUCAAUUUAAUCAUUGUAGACAGUGUUAUCUAACGCGCUUUGUUUAAUAGAGAGGUAACAUUUCUUCAACAGGCCAAGGAGAUUACACGAGAUGUACAGAAGCAUUCUUGUUCAGCAUGGUCAACCCAAGUGGCUCAGAACCGACUAAAAUGCCACUUAAGCGAGAAAGUCAGUACGCCAUUUGCUGCAGAAGUGACUAUGGACCAACGUUCGGGUUAGGAAGGGAUGGGCACGACCUGCACAUCUCAGGCAAUGCAAACAUAUCUGCUUCAAGUUCAGUUUUUCUCGGUGAAACUUACAAUAACCCAACUUAUAAUGACCCGGAAUCCAAGGCUGAAUUGUUCUUCACUGGGAAAACUAAUUUUCACGUGACCAAUUACGAAGUGUUUGAAAUUGUGAACUGAUUAAUAUUCUGUUCAACGGACAUUUAAUGUGUUUUUUGGGCGACUAAAAUAAAAUCGGGCACCUUCAAGUAACUGAUUAUCAAACGACAUCGGUAAAGGAGGAAAAUAUUGAUUAAAAAAAAAGGAAAUAAAAAGAAAAAGAUUGUUUUCACAACUUAAUAGAAGUUGCAAGGUCUUUCGGACCUUGCUCCCCUUUUUUCAUGAUUUUAAGAUUUUGAAUUAAAUUUUAGAUUCUGAAAAAUAAAGAGCUACAAAAACGCUGACAUUUUUACUCGGUAUUGAUGCAGUGCACAGAAGUGAUUGUAGAGACGAGUCAUUUAUAAAAAUUUCUCUAGAAUUGUAAUUUGUUCUUCAGCCGCUAAAUAAUUUGAUGCCAUACACGUACUUGUUACUCUGUUAAACGAGUGUCUCAAAAACUGAGUCCUAAGACCUCAAAAAGUAACUAAGACCUCCAAAACUAAGACCGAGAAAAGUUGGCGUAUUGAUGAACUAGCGGGUACUUGAGGUCAGUUUUUUACAAUACAUAACUACAAAAAUAUAAAUAUUCCUUUUGGUUUUUUGACGGUCAUGAAAUGCCACGUCCGUCUAUGCUAGUUAUCACAAGCUGUCACUUCCGCCAUUUUAGCGAGUUAUCCAUUCUAGGUUUACCACUCCUAAGAAAAGGUCUUUCUCCUAGAAGUAGUAAACCUAGGAAUGGAUAACUCGCUAAAAUGGCCUCGUUGCAAACAAAGUAAGCGGUCACAAAACAAGCAAUGGACUGUGAAAGUAAGGUGAGGUAUUUAUUGAGGAUUAUAAAUAAAAAAUAUAUUCCCAUACAAACUCUUACAUUUUUGCCAUGACACUUAUUUCGCAAGAUGACCAUCUCACAGCUGGAGCUUAGGCUGCCUGUGAUCUGAGCAUGCGUGAACUUUCGAAUCUAUCGCCUUUUGGCAAUCUUUCCCACGGUGUUUUCUCUUCGGUUGAUCUCUUUUUCAGGGGUAGAGGGCCUAUGAAUAUUACGGGUGCAGUUUUUGGAAACCCUAGAAUCCAUAUCAUAAAAACUGUAUUACGUCAAACUGUUUUAACACACCUUUUUAGAUAACAAUCGUGCGACCGUAUCGAGCCGCCAAGUUUGUUUUGCAAGCUGACACUUAUAAAGCUCCGCGCGCUAUAUUCGCACCCAGAUCUCGCGCAGUCAAAAAACCCUAUGGAGCCUCCUUGAAGUUUGCUUUUCUUCCUUUUUCAUCUAAGGCUGAAUUUUAAUUGACCUGAGAACAGCAGCUGGGAGACUCGCUUUACACCAAGAUGGCGUCAAGCAAGCAACACGAAGCACUAAACGAGGAAGAUGUAAAUCGAGUUUCUCCGACAAUAAAACUUAAUAUUGGCGGCCAUUACUUCACCACAACUCGUGAAACACUGACCAAAGAUCCAAACUCAAGGCUGGCCUCAAUGCUCUCAGGGACACUUGACUUGAAACCUGCCGAAGACGGCGCUUUCUUUUUCGACCGAGAUGGAACUCACUUUCGGUUUAUACUAAAUUAUCUUCGCGAUGGGAAGAUUAUCGUACCAGAAGGAGUAACAGCCUUCAGACAACUGCUGGAGGAAGCGAAAUUUUACCAGAUCAGGGGGUUAUCAGACGAAUUAAAUUCGGAGUGGUUAAAGACAGAAGGAAGGGUUAGAAUCAAUGUCGGUGGUCAUUACUUCACCACAACUCGUCAAACACUGACCAAAGGUCCAAACUCAAUGCUGAACAGCUUUUUCUCAGAGAUAUUUGACGAGAAACCUGAUGUUGACGGCGCCUUCUUUAUAGACCGCGAUGGAACUCACUUUCGAUUCAUACUCAAUUACCUCCGAACCAUGGAAUUAUCUUUUCCAGAGGGAGAAAUAGCCUUCAGAGAACUACAGGCGGAGGCUCAGUUUUACCAGAUCCAGGGGAUACUUGAUAAAUUACAGUUUAACUCCGAAAUUGUAACGGAUAACGAACACCGAAAGAAGUUGUUCCAGUGGCUGCCCCCUCAAGAUACACAGGAGAGGCGAAGGCGCCUUCGUCUGCUGUUCCGCGCUUCUCAAGAUGGCUUUAUGGCGGAAACAUUUCACUCCAAGUGCGACAAUAAAGGGCCCACGAUCACUAUUGUUCAGAGUGGGGACAACAUAUUUGGUGGAUUCACUGAAGAGUCUUGGGCCAGUAAGUACUCGAGUAUUGUGAGAAUUAUGCAAACAGAGUUAAGUUAUGAAAGCGAUAGAAACUAGUAGAGCUGUCCAAAUUUUCAAUAUGCUCAUUGCCAAAGCAUUUUCCCAGAAAAAAAGACAGACUUCUCUUAAAGAGAGACAAUCAUAAGAUAGCAAUUGGGAAAUACGUCAAUAAACCACCGCAGGUGUUAUGAUAGGAUCACAACCGAGGGUUUUUCGCAGAAAAGUCUCAAUAGUAUUACGAAACACACCGCGGAUAUUUGAUUAAAUAAGGAUAAAUGUUAUGGAAAACAACAGUUUCAUAAAUAAGCAUGCCAUUUCUACUGCUCAUAAUAAAAAUUAUUUAUUUCUUCCUUUCACUUUCCGCCGACAUAAGUCACGCACCGAAAAAAAAUAAAACUACAUUUUAGCUCUUGAGUUUCGUAAGAAAAUUGGUUUUGUUUAUUAGUAACUCGGGAUGACAGGUACUCAGUACUUGAAUUCAUUUUAUUUUUCUGGGAAUUACGCAUUAUUUGCAUACAUUUUUAGGGUAGGUAGUAAAACCAGAUUCUCGUGAAAUUUCGCCCAACAAUCUAUUACGAGUCGCAGAAGAAUAGCUUUCUAAAGAUUUUUCGCAUUACUCUUGUGACGGCUGCUAACGUGACUCGGCGGUUGCGUUUUGUAUCUAUAAAUUAGAUGGAGUCGUACACUCGGUAAAUGUAAAUUUGCCAGCCUCUCUCGUAAAAAGAAAGACACGGCUGAUAUCUGUUGCUUUUAUUUGUCUGGUUAUCUGUUCUUAUUUAAAGAAAACAAAGAUAUAAAACUAUACGUCAAACGAGCCACACGGAUAAUCUGUUUAGUGGUCUCACCCAAGCAAAGAGUAGACCACCGAGCUAAUUCAGUUUAAUUAUUGUAGACAGUGUUAUCAAACGCGCUGUGUUUAAUAGAGAGGUAAAAUUUCUUCAAUAGGCCAAGGAGAUUACACGAGAUGUACAGAAGCAUUCUUGUUCAGCAUGGUCAACCCAAGUGGCACAGAACCGACUAUAAUGCGACUUGAGAGAGAAAGUCAGUACGCCAUUUUCUGCAGAAGUGACUAUGGACCAACGUUCGGGUCGGUAGGGGAUGGGCAUGACCUGCACAUCUCAGGCAAAGCAAACAUAUUUACUUCAAGUUCAGUUUCUCUCGGUGAAACUUACAAUAUCCCAACUGACGUGGAAUCCAAGGCUGAUUUGUUCUUCACGGGGGAAACUCGUUUUCACGUGACCAAUUACGAAGUGUUUGAACUUGUGAACUGAUUAAUAUUCUGUUAAACGGACAUUUAAUGCGUUUUUUGGGCGACUAAAAUUAGAUCGGGCACCUUCAAGUAAUUGAUUAUCAAACGAAAUCGGUAAAGGAGGAAA